AUGUAUUGUACAGUGAUAGCGUGGGGCGACUGCUUCGACCCACCGGUGCUGAUGUGCCACGGCCAGGUGGACUCCGCGGCGUGCUUCCGACCGCUGGUCAAGUUGUUGCCGCGAAACUACUAUUAUAUCGCAAUGGAGCUACCAGGGAACGGCAAGUCUGACCCAGUGCCGCCCGGGCUCAUGAUGUCCGCCUAUGAAAUCCUGUACGCUAUAAAGACCGUCGUCGACCACUUCAGAUGGGACUCGUUCAUUUAUAUCGCGCACUCCCUAGGAACCUUACUAGGUAAGCUGUACAGCCUCUCGUUCCCCGGUCGUAUCUCGCACAUCAUCGACUUGGACCCGACGGCCGCCUACCACACCGUCUCCCCGGAACAGCUGCCCGCCUGGUACAGACAGUUCUUCGUCUCCUACUUCGAGAAAUACAAGAAAUUCGUCUCGCCGAAGGAGAAUGCACCUAAAUACACAUACGAAAAGGCGUUUGAAAUGAUGAAGAAGAACCGAGGUCUAACUGACGACGCAACCAGAACAGCUCUCGAGAGAAUAUUGGAGCCCGCUGGGAAGGGACUAGUGAGAUUCACAUUUGAUCAAAGGGCGAAGCUGAUCACCCUACCACCACUCCCCCCAGCAUAUCUCAAAGCAUUGUACACAUCCAUAGCCACUCCCACCCUGUCCAUACUGGCUGAGGAUUCUGUACAAAAUGGCGCUUACAAAAUGGCUGACUUCGUGUUUGUAGACGACUGUGAGAGACAGUAUUACGUUAAGAGGGUGUUAGGAAACCACGACGUCCACGUGAACUACCCAGAGAGAAUCGCCCCACACAUAAUACAUUUCCUAUUAAAUAGUGAAAAUUCUACGUCGGGCUCUUGUCACUGCGGGCAUGCCUGCCAUUGUAUAACGUCGUGGUUCGUCGACAAGAGACCUGACGGGAUGUCCUUGGUACCUUGGAGGAUGGGGCGUCCGCUUGUAUGGGACUUCAGCUACGUAGACACGGUGGCGCCGUCUCAUCUUGCAAGUACUGGAUGUAGGAAGAGGGCUGGUGUCGCCGCAACACACCAUAAGACUAUUAAGCACCGUAAAUAUUCAUCCCUUGGAAAUGGAAAACUUUGCAGCAUUUGGAGUUGA
This is a messenger RNA of Galleria mellonella (greater wax moth), 1122 nucleotides long. Its product is annotated as serine hydrolase-like protein 2. The record is from RefSeq and is a predicted model, not a curated record. NCBI's taxonomy places the organism in Eukaryota, Metazoa, Arthropoda, Insecta, Lepidoptera, Pyralidae. The transcript is spliced from 6 exons. The coding region runs from base 1 to 1122 and encodes 373 amino acids.